AUGGAUAAAGAGGGAGGAAGGGAGAAAGUGGAGAGUGGUGGGGUAUCUUAUGAGUUGAAGAAUUCGGAAGGAGAUGAGGUUUUUGAGGAGGCAAUUGAUCCGGUAAAGGAUUUCGAUGAACAGGGUGAUGUUGCUGCUGCUACUACUGUUAGUACAUUGCCUUCAGAUUUGGUUGAUGAAAUUGCUGAUAACGCCGAAGAACCGGAUAACUUUCAUGAGUCAAUUGGGGUUUCUCAUGAGGAUGCCGGACACUUAAAUGAGGAGAUAGUUGAAGUGAUUGCUACUCAGGAGGAGGUGCCCGAGGCUAAGGCUGGACAACUUUAUAGCUCUUGUUUAGAUGUUACUGAAGAGACUAAGGAUGGAGUAGUAUCUUGUGAUGAAUCCAACAGGACCAGGGAUGAUUUUAGUGGGGGAAAGGAGUUAGCUGAUUUAAAUACUGAUGGAAGCAUGGUAUUUCAGGAGGGUAGAGACUUGGUGAAUGGGAACUCUGGUUUAUUGAGUGAGAAGGGGGAAGAUGAGGAUCUUGAAUACGUGACUCCCAGACAAAAUGGUGGUGUGGUUUUGGAAAUUGCAAGCACGGACAAGGUGGAUUAUGCUAUUGAUGAGCUUAAUACAGAAUUGGGAUCUGAUGAAGAGAUGAGAAACCAGGCUUCUGAUGCCGGGUAUUUGAAAGAGGGUGGCUUGGAUCCUGAUCUCAAAGAUGAAAAGAUAGAGGAACAGUGCAAUGAUUCAGGUGAUCCUUAUAAUGAAAUUCAAGAUGAUCCAGUUGAAAGAUCUAUAGAAAUGGUGGAUGAGACCAUUGACAUUGAUAUCAUCGACAGUGAUACAAAUGGCCAAGAAAUGGGAAUAUCUGAUACAACCAAGGAUGAUCAUGCCGGAUCAAAUUCAGAGCAUCUGGAAACAAUUGGUGAAGCAGGAGGAUCUCUGGCCGUGGAUGAAAGAAAAGUGAUUGAAACUGCUGGAAGCUCAUUCCUGUCAGAAAUUUCUUUUGCUAAUGAGAUGCCGGCUGUUCAGGCUACUGCAGCUGAUUCAGAAGAAGGGAAUGCAAAGAUUUACCAGUCUCAGAUUUCUAAGGAAGAUAAUCAAGGAAAAUAUGAAAACUUAUCUGUUGUUGAAAGAAGCAAAGUGAUUGAAACAGGAGGAUCUUCUCCGUCUUUGGAUGAAAGAACAGUGACUGAAACUAUUAGAAGCUCAUCUCCAUCAGAAAACUCUUUUGGUAAUGAGACGCUGACUGUUCAGGCUACUGCAGCUGAAACAGGAGGAUCUUCUCCAGCAUUUGAUGAAAGAACAGUGACUGAAACUGUUGGAAUCUCAUCCACAUCAGAAAACUCUUUUGCUAAUGAGAUGCCAACUGUUAAGGCUGCUGCAGCUGAUCCAGAAGAAGGGAGUACACAAGUUUACCCGUCUAAGAUUUCGAAUGAAGAAAGUCAAGGAAAUUAUAAAAAGUCAUUUGUUGUUCAGGAACCUGAAAAGAUACCAGAGAAUAAUGUGAAAGAGAAGCAAUCUACUCAGAUCGCUAAAGAACAUGAGCUUGAUUCUUUAUCUGGAAAACCUGUUGCUACUAGCACCCCUCUUGAUCAUCCUGUUGGCCUUGGAUCUGCAGCUCCAUUGUCGAAGCCUGCUCCUAGGGUAGUGCAGCAGACAGGGGUGGAUAGUACCAAAGAAAAGCAAACCAAUCAGAUCAUUAAUAAACAGAAUAGUGAGUUUGAUUCCUCAUCAGGAAAAUCUGUUGCUGCUAGCACCCCUCUUGAUCAUCCCGUUGGCCUUGGAUCUGCAGCUCCAUUAUUGAAACCUGCUCCAAGGGCAGUGCAGCAACCACGGAUGAAUAAUACUAAAGAAAAGCAAACCUAUCAGAUCACUAAAGAACAGAGUAAUGAGCUUGAUUCCUCAUCUGGACAUUCUGUUGCUACUAGCACCCCUCAUGUUCGUCCUGUUGACCUUGGACCUGCAACAUCUUUGUCGGAACCUGCUCCCAGGGUAGUGCAGCAGCCACGGGUGAAUAAUACUGUUUCUAAUACACAGUCCCAAAAAAUAGAAGACUCCUCAACUGUGGAGGCUGAGGAGUAUGAUGAGACUCGAGAGAAACUUCAAAUGAUUAGGGUGAAGUUUUUGCGGCUGGCUAAUAGGUUUGGGCAGACACCCCACAAUGUUGUUGUAGCACAAGUUCUUUAUAGAUUAGGACUGGCCGAACAACUUAGAGGGAGGAAUGGGGGCCGUGUUGGCUCUUUUAGCUUUGAUCGUGCAAGUGCAAUGGCCGAGCAACUCGAAUCAGCAGGUCAAGAGCCACUUGAUUUCUCUUGUACAAUAAUGGUUAUUGGAAAGACAGGAGUUGGAAAAAGUUCAACUAUCAAUUCUAUCUUUGAUGAGGUUAAAUUUAAAACUGAUGCUUUUCGUGUGGGAACAAAAAAGGUUCAGGAUGUUGUGGGAACAGUACAGGGCAUUAAAGUCCGGGUCAUUGAUACACCGGGACUUCUACCUUCUUGGUCAGACCAGCAACACAACGUGAAGAUUCUCCACUCUGUCCAACACUUUAUUAAGAAAACACCACCAGAUAUUCUGCUGUAUCUUGAUAGGUUAGAUAUGCAGAGCCGGGAUUUUAGUGAUAUGCCGCUCUUACGCACGAUAACUGACAUUUUUGGACCACCCAUAUGGUUCAAUGCUAUUGUGGUUUUGACUCAUGCAGCAUCUCCUCCACCUGAUGGACCUAAUGGCACUCCUUCCAGUUAUGACAUGUUUGUCACACAGCGCUCUCAUGUUGUGCAGCAAGCCAUUCGCCAAGCAGCUGGUGAUAUGCGUCUCAUGAAUCCUGUAUCUUUGGUGGAGAACCAUUCUGCAUGUAGAAUUAAUACUGCCGGCCAAAGAGUGUUGCCUAAUGAUCAGGUUUGGAAACCUCAUUUGUUACUCUUAUCUUUUGCGUCAAAAAUUCUGGCGGAAGCAAAUGCUCUUCUUAAGUUACAAGAUAAUCCACAUGAAAAGCCCUACACAGCUCGUGCAAGAGCGCCGCCGUUACCAUUUCUCCUGUCUUCCCUUCUGCAGUCAAGGCCACAAUUAAAAUUGCCAGAGGAGCAAUUCAAUGAUGAGGACAGUCUCAACAAUGAUCUUGAUGAACCAUCAGAUUCUGGUGAUGAAACAGACCCUGAUGACUUACCACCAUUUAAACCUUUGACAAAGGCCCAAAUCAGAAACCUUUCCAGAGCUCAAAAGAAAGCAUAUCUGGAUGAGGUUGAGUACCGAGAAAAACUCUUCAUGAAGAAACAAUUAAAGUAUGAAAAAAGACAACGAAAGAUGAUGAGGGAAAUGGCAGAAUCAAUGAAAGAUCUGCCAAGUGAUUAUGGUGAAAAUGUCAAAGAAGAAAUUGGUGGUGCAGCUUCUGAUCCUAUUCCCAUGCCUGAUAUGUCCUUGCCUGCUUCCUUUGAUUCUGAUACUCCCACUCACCGGUAUCGUUAUCUUGAUUCAUCCAACCAGUGGCUUGUAAGACCCGUCCUAGAAACUCAAGGAUGGGAUCAUGAUGUGGGUUAUGAAGGCUUAAAUGUAGAAAGGCUGUUUGUUCUUAAAGAGAAGAUACCUGUGUCUUUUAGUGGUCAAGUUACCAAGGAUAAAAAGGAUGUUAAUCUUCAGAUGGAAAUGGCAAGUUCAGUUAAGUAUGGAGACGGGAAAGCAACUUCGUUAGGUUUUGAUAUGCAGACUGUUGGGAAAGACUUAGCUUACACACUACGGAGCGAGACGAAAUUUUGUAAUUUUAGGAGAAAUAAAGCAACUGCUGGUCUCUCAUUUACUCUCUUGGGUGAUGCCUUGUCAGCCGGAGUUAAAGUCGAAGAUAAGUUAAUUGCGAAUAAGCAAUUCGAAUUGGUUAUCGCUGGUGGUGCAAUGACAGGGCGUGAUGAUAUUGCUUAUGGUGGCAGUUUGGAGGCCAUCUUGAGAGAUAAAGAUUACCCUUUAGGACGCUCAUUAUCAACUCUUGGGCUUUCUGUUAUGGAUUGGCAUGGAGAUCUUGCUGUUGGGUGCAAUUUACAAUCACAAAUUCCCAUUGGACGGUAUUCAAACCUUGUUGCACGAGGCAAUUUGAACAAUCGCGGGUCUGGACAAAUUAGCAUUCGAUUAAAUAGUUCAGAGCAACUUCAAAUUGCUUUGAUUGGCCUCAUCCCUCUACUUCAGAAGGUUGUGGGUUAUUCUCAACAAUUGCAGUUUGGACAGUGA
This is a messenger RNA of Lathyrus sativus (Indian pea), 4197 nucleotides long. NCBI's taxonomy places the organism in Eukaryota, Viridiplantae, Streptophyta, Magnoliopsida, Fabales, Fabaceae. The record is from the annotation of a GenBank genome assembly.